UUAUAUAUAUAAAAAAAAAAAAAAAAAAAAAAGAAAACAAACUCCUGUUUUAAUUUAUCAAACCCCUCCCUGUACUUGUGUUUUAAGAAUUUAGAUCAUGGUUGCUCUCACUUCAGUCACCCCACACUCAUCUAAUAAGCUCUAUCCUACUCCAUUUACUUGUUAUUCAAACUCUGUAAAUGAAAACACAUCUUCUUCUUCUUCUUCCAAUUUCAUUGCCAUCAACCCAAUCAAAAGGAGACACUCUCUCUCCAGGUUAAGAAUCCGAAGCAGUGCAGCAACCAAACCACCAAAAUCACCUGCCGAACAAGACUGGAAGACAAAGAGGGAGCUCCUCCUAGAAAAAAGGGUUCGAAGUGUGGAUGUUAAGGAAGCCCUACGCCUUCAGCAAGAAAACAGCUUUGUGAUUCUUGAUGUCAGACCAGUAGCCGAGUUUAAAGAGGGUCAUCCACCAGGUGCUAUCAAUGUGCAAAUAUAUAGGCUUAUAAAAGAGUGGACAGCAUGGGACAUUGCAAGACGAGCUGCAUUUGCAUUUUUUGGUAUCUUUGCUGGAACUGAAGAAAAUCCUGAAUUUUUGCAAGAUGUUGCAUCCAAAUUAGAUAAAAACUCAAAGAUUAUUGUAGCUUGCUCUUCUGGAGGUACAAUGAAACCUACACAAAAUCUUCCCGAAGGCCAACAAUCAAGGUCCCUUAUAGCUGCCUACUUGCUAGUUCUGAAUGGUUAUAAUAAUGUCUUCCAUUUGGAGGGAGGAUUGUAUCAAUGGUUCAAAGAAGAUCUACCUAUAGAGUCAGAAGAAGAAGAAGAAGAAUGAAGUUUUGAGCUACCGAG
Molecule: messenger RNA, 828 nt
Organism: Lactuca virosa
Lineage: Eukaryota; Viridiplantae; Streptophyta; Magnoliopsida; Asterales; Asteraceae
Source: the annotation of a GenBank genome assembly